GUCAGUCACAUAGUAGAAUGUAAUGUAACCUACCCCACAUUUGAAACAAGAGAAAAACGUACGUACCUGUUCUGCAAGAGAAAACCGGAGGGAAUAUAACGGGUGUUUUACUUGGCAGUAACAAACAACUAACAAUAAACUGAACAUACAAAAGGAUCAAAUGGGACCCCACUUAUCCAACGCAUUUCCACACACUCUUCUCUUCAAAUAUGUCUAACUUUGUUGCAAGAACAAAGGCAAAAAACAUAAUAAGCAAAUUUGAAAACCUCAAUGGCUACAACAGCAACAUGUUAUUUACAUCCCAAAAAUUCAAAACCUUUUUCACAUUUCACUACAAACCCACCAUCCAUUCCUUCAACUUAUCCAACCCAUGUUUCAUUAUUAACUUCAUUAGACUAUCCAUCACAUUUACAUUGUUCCAACUCAACUCGAAGAUCAAAUGUUCGAGUAAAUGCCAAAAAGAACAAUCCAUGGCUUGACCCUUUUAACGACGGAGAAGACCCGAACAUGGAAUACGGUUCCUUGUUUUCAGACGGUAAACAAGACGAGGAUUCAAGGCCACCGGAUGAUCCAAAUAACCCUUAUGGAUUCUUGAAAUUUCCACCUGGUUUUACAGUUGAGAUAGCUUCUUUGGGAUUGAAAGUUAGAGGUGAUGUUAGGAGAUGUUGUUGUGUGGUAGCUGGUGGUGUUUAUGAGAAUUUGUUGUUUUUUCCAACUAUACAGUUGAUUAAGGAUAGGUAUCCUGGUGUUCAGAUUGAUGUUGUGGGUUCUGAGAGAGGGAAACAAUGUUAUGAGUUGAAUAAGAAUGUUAGAUGGGCUAAUGUUUUUGAUCCUGAUGAUGACUUUCCUGAGCCUGCUGAGUAUACUGAUUUUGUUGGUCAACUGAAGAGUAGGUACUAUGAUAUGGUCUUAAGCACCAAAUUGGCAGGAAUUGGCCAUGCAUCAUAUUUAUUCAUGACAACUGCUCGAGAUAGAGUUAGUUAUGUCUACCCAAAUGUGAAUGCUGCAGGAGCAGGACUGUUUCUAUCUGAAACAUUCACACCCGAUAGUCCAAAUCUUUCAGAAGGAGGAUAUCAUAUGUAUCAUCAGAUGGAAGACUGGCUAGGUAGAUCAUUUCGAAGCGUUCCAAAGCAGGUUGUACCACCACUUAAAAUAUCGCUUUCAAGGAAGUUAAAGGAAGUUGUGGAGGAGAAAUACACAAAAGCAGGUGUAAGGAAAGGAAGAUAUGUUGUGAUUCAUGGGAUACAAUCAGACUCAAAGGCCUCAAUGCAGUCUAGGGGUGAUUCUGAUAGCUUGCUACCCCUUGAAGUGUGGGCUGAAAUUUCUGAUGCUGUAAGGGAUUUUACGCCUCUUUUUGUCAUUCCACAUGAGAAAGAAAGGGAAAAUGUUGAGGAAAUUGUUGGAGAAGAUUCCUCCAUAAUAUUCAUCACCACCCCUGGACAGUUGGCUGCUCUUAUUAAUGACUCAGCUGGAGUGAUAGCUACCAAUACAGCCGCAAUUCAGCUUGCACACGCACGCGAAAAACCUAGUGUUGCCCUAUUUGGCUCUCAAGAGAAGGGAAACAAGUUUGUUCCACGUGCUGAAGAGAAGAAAUGCAUUGUGAUAUCAUCGAAGACGGGGAAGUUGAUUGAUAUAGAUGUUGAGGCUGUAAAAAAUGCAGUUCAAACUUUCAACCUGUCUCUAGCUUUUGCAUAGCCUAAGCGGUUGUCUAAAUGUGAUUAAAACUUACAGCAAUAAUGAAUGUAUAUCGACAAAUUCAUGGUUUUCUUCGUGUUA
Molecule: messenger RNA, 1776 nt
Organism: Trifolium pratense (red clover)
Lineage: Eukaryota; Viridiplantae; Streptophyta; Magnoliopsida; Fabales; Fabaceae
Product: photosynthetic NDH subunit of subcomplex B 1, chloroplastic
Exons: 6
Coding region: 271-1695 (474 amino acids)
Biological process (GO): photosynthetic electron transport in photosystem I
Cellular component (GO): chloroplast; NAD(P)H dehydrogenase complex (plastoquinone)
Source: RefSeq, a predicted model, not a curated record